Messenger RNA from Bipolaris zeicola 26-R-13, 927 nucleotides. RefSeq lists its product as uncharacterized. Lineage: Eukaryota; Fungi; Ascomycota; Dothideomycetes; Pleosporales; Pleosporaceae. The record is from RefSeq and is a predicted model, not a curated record. The transcript is spliced from 3 exons. Bases 1 to 927 code for a protein of 308 amino acids.
AUGGAUCCCGGCGCUCUACAAUGGCUUGGAUGGUGGUACGCAAGUCGGCUUUAUAUCCACCUCAAAUCAACAGAUACGCUUACCUUCCAUGCAUGGAACGUGUUCAGAAAAGCAUACCCGGAAGAAGUCGAUCACCAUGUGACGUUCCGAGUCCAGGACCGGGAUCUCGCAUCAAUGCAGUACCUUUCUGUGGUUGAUCGUCUAUCUAAACUCGAUGUUAGCAUGCUUACCUUUCUUUGCGUACGCACUCUCAAUCUUUCGAUUGAUCAUCUUAUUGCACUCACCAAGAUCCAAAAUCUGGCGGUACUUGUGCUCGAAAAUGGGACGAACUCUUGGCACAAUACCACGCAAAAGCCAACCGUCGACAUGAUACGGGACUGGGGCCGUAGCGUUGGUGAAAGUGGCUCAUUUACGAAGCUAAGGGCACUUGUGUUGAGUGGAUAUGACAUAUCGCAUAUCAACUCUGUUCUCAAGAGCAUCUCUUCGUUUCCCGCCUUGAACCUCUUUGGAGUCGAUGGUUUGUUCAUCCAAUCCGGAGUUGACUGUUGGGGAGAUUGGACCAACCAUCUUCCGAAAUGCACAAAGUCUAGCAAACUAUCACCGGAAACUAUUUGGGAAACCAACACAACUACCACAGCAUCCAAGAUGCGCCAGCUUUACCAAUUCUCACUGGAAAUUGCCCAAUCGGAAGCAGCCACAAUGUCUGCCGGCCGAUCCAUUUCUAUGUUGUAUCUCCAGGCCCGAGAGGCCGUUCCCAGAUGCCACACUGAAUGGUUCCACCGAGAGUUGCAAGACGUAUCUGAUACAAAGACCAAGCGUGCACAAGAUGAAGAGCACCGAGAUCGAAGAGAGACCUAUGGCAAAAAGCGGAAGAUUCGAGAUAAGAAUAAGGUUGGCAUGGAGUCUCUUCUCGGAAGUUUCAUGUAG